Messenger RNA from Phragmites australis (common reed), 680 nucleotides. RefSeq lists its product as uncharacterized. Lineage: Eukaryota; Viridiplantae; Streptophyta; Magnoliopsida; Poales; Poaceae. Gene Ontology annotation, cellular component: nucleus. Gene Ontology annotation, biological process: regulation of DNA-templated transcription. Gene Ontology annotation, molecular function: transcription coactivator activity. Bases 200 to 493 code for a protein of 97 amino acids. The record is from RefSeq and is a predicted model, not a curated record. The transcript is spliced from 5 exons.
CACGGGCAAACGAGAUCAUGGAGGCAACCGGUCCGCCGUAGAACCGCUUUACGCGAAGACCUGUCUCCAUCACCGCCUGCACUACGGCUCAGCUUCGCGGCGGUACGGUGCGAGGCCACCCGCUGCGGCGCAGAUCCGGCCGACACUUCGCCGGCGCCGCCAUUUCCCCAACCUCUCCCGGAUCCGCUCUCCUUUUAGGAUGGAUAGAGAAGCCAAGAAAGAAGGAUUCAGGAAGUAUCUUGAAUCCAGUGGUGUGCUUGAUUACCUCACGAAAGUCCUUGUUGCGCUGUAUGAGGAAAAUGACAAGCCUCCAUCUGCAGUUGAAUUUGUUCAGCAGAAACUGGGUGGUCCAUCAAUUUCUGACUAUGAAAAGCUCAAGGCUGAGAGGUUGGAUCUGCAGUUGAAGUAUAAUGAGCUUUUGGAUACCCAGAAGGAAACAUGCAGACAGCUGGAGGAACAUAAGACUAUGAAGUACGGUGCACCUUGGAACUGAAGCAACGGGUGUUGACAUUGUAAAUGUGUCGUGAAGCAUGUACUUUUACGCCGGGUUGUAUAAAAUCGAAACAUCUCUUGCUAAGUUCAUCUCCACUCUGAUGUAUUUGUUGGAAUUGGUCCAUUUAUGGCCUAUUUAUAAAAUUUCAAAGCUCUCACACUUUAAUCUCAUAGUACAAGUUCAAUGA